Penaeus vannamei (Pacific white shrimp) is the source of this 555-nucleotide messenger RNA. The record is from RefSeq and is a predicted model, not a curated record. Lineage: Eukaryota; Metazoa; Arthropoda; Malacostraca; Decapoda; Penaeidae.
AUGGGCGUGUGGAGGGCAAGGGAGCUACGGUAUGGGCGUGGGGAGGGCAAGGGAGCUACGGUAUGGGCGUGGGGAGGGCAAGGAAACUAUGGGGGCAAGGGAGCUACGUAUGGGCGUAGGGCAAGGGGGUAUGGGCGUGUGGGAGGGCAAGGGAGCUACGGUAUGGGCGUGUACCAGGAGCUACGGUGGGCGUGGGAGGGCAGGGCAAGGGAGCUACGGUAUGGGCGUGGGGAGGGCAAGGAGCUAACGGUAUGGGCGUGUGGAGCGCAAGGGAGCUACGGGUAUGGGCGUGGGGAGGGCAAGGGAGCUACGGUAUGGGGCGUGGGGAGGGCAAGGGAGCUACGGUAUGGGCGUGGGAGGGCAAGAAUAAAGCUAGCGCGUAUGGGCGUGUGGAGGGCAAGGGAGCUACGGUAUGGGCGUGGGGAGGGCAAGGGAGCUACGGUAUGGGCGAUGGGGAGGGCAGGGAGCAUACGUAUGGGCGUGGGAUGGAGCUACGGUAUGGCGUGGGGAGGGCAAGGGAGCUACGGUAUGGGCGUGGGAGGCAAGGGGAGCUAA